AUGGCAAUUCUUCACACCGAUUUAGCGACUGGCAUCGGUCUCAUUGGUGGGCUAGCAUUACUCGCUACAGGACUGGGUUUCUACGUACUAGUUCGCGCUAUUUACGGUGUAUUCUUCCAUCCACUCUCCAAAGUUCCUGGGCCAAAGCUAUAUGCCAUCACUCAGCUUCCGUAUCUCUAUUACCUAACUCGAGGCCGAUGGGUAUAUCGUUUGAAGGAGCUGCAUGACCAAUACGGCCCUGUGGUUCGAUAUACUCCUACCGAUGUGUCUUUUAUUACUGCCGAUGCUUACAAGACAAUCUACGGUCACAAGACCGGUGGGGCAAAGGAAUUUGACAAAGAUCUGCGGAUUUACCGACAGAACCGUCCUGCUCAAAAUCUUAUCGUUUCAAAACACGAAGACCACAAGCGCCAGCGGAAGCUUCUUUCCCAUGCGUUUUCCCACAAGGCUCUCCGCGGUCAAGAAGACCUUCUGAAGCGCUACGUGGAUCUUUUCGUCGAGAGGCUUACCCAGAAAGCGAGAGAAGGGGAGGCCGUCGAUAUGGUAGCUUGGUACAACUUUGCUACCUUCGAUCUGAUCGGCCAUCUCGCUCUAGGCCAGCCAUUCGGGUGUCUUGAAACCGGAAAGUACCACCCCUGGGUUAGCAAAAUUUUCGGCAGCAUCAAAGCCAUUGCCUACAGCCAAGCCGCGAUCCGUCUUGGCCUUCGGAACUGGAUGGCGACCUUCACCCCAGCGCACUUGAUGAAGGCCGCAAAAGAACAUUUUGAGUUCACUGAACAUGCAGCUGGCGCUCGUCUUGAUGUUAAGGAUACGAAUAGUCAGGAUUUUAUGUCAUACAUUCUUCGUUACAACGAUGAGAGGGGUAUGUCUAGGCCCGAAAUCAUUGAGAACGCUUCUCUUCUUAUUGUCGCCGGAAGCGAAACCACAGCAACGUUGCUCAGCGGUGUCACAUAUCAGCUUUUGACCAAUCCCGAGAAGUACGACAAAUUGGUCGAUGAAAUUCGCUCUUCUUUCUCUACAGAAGAUGAAAUCACAGCUACCCGAGUGGAUCAACAGAAGUAUUUGCUGGCAGUGCUCUCCGAGGGCCUUAGAAUGUAUCCUCCUGUACCUGGUGCGCUUGCGCGAGUCACCCCAAGAGGAGGCGAAUUUGUGGAGGGUUAUUGGAUGCCUGAAAAUACUGGAGUAUCUGUGCCUCAAUUGCCCGCUUACAGCUCAUCAACCAAUUUCAAAAACCCUCAGGAAUUCGUACCAGAGCGUUGGUUAGAUGAUCCUCUGUACGCCAACGACUCUAGGGCUGUCCUCCAGCCAUUCUCUAUGGGACCCCGAGAUUGCAUUGGCAAAAAUUUGGCCUAUGUUGAAAUGCGCCUUUUGCUUACUCGAUUACUUUGGAAGUUUGAUGUUGAGAUCAUGCCUGAGAGUAGGAACUGGGGGGAUCAAAACAUUUAUCUUCUUUGGGAAAAGAGUAAUCUCCAAGUCAAGCUGACUGAAGCUGUCCGAGAAAGCAAGUAG
Molecule: messenger RNA, 1509 nt
Organism: Fusarium venenatum
Lineage: Eukaryota; Fungi; Ascomycota; Sordariomycetes; Hypocreales; Nectriaceae
Product: cytochrome P450
Molecular function (GO): iron ion binding; oxidoreductase activity, acting on paired donors, with incorporation or reduction of molecular oxygen; monooxygenase activity
Source: RefSeq, a predicted model, not a curated record